Messenger RNA from Neltuma alba, 4426 nucleotides. RefSeq names its product rDNA transcriptional regulator pol5. Gene Ontology annotation, biological process: regulation of DNA-templated transcription. The coding region runs from base 125 to 3952 and encodes 1275 amino acids. The transcript has 8 exons. The record is from RefSeq and is a predicted model, not a curated record. Gene Ontology annotation, molecular function: DNA binding; transcription factor binding. Gene Ontology annotation, cellular component: nucleolus. Lineage: Eukaryota; Viridiplantae; Streptophyta; Magnoliopsida; Fabales; Fabaceae.
GCGUCUCUGUUCUGGUAGCCGGAGGUUUAACCCUAAAGCUACGAGCCUAUAUUAUCUCCGCCACCGCCUUCCGCCGCCUCCGACCACGGUCAUUAGCAUUGUCACUAGAUUAUCCUUUUUAUGAAUGGCUGCUAAGAAAAGAAGCUCUGACGUUGAACACGACGGAGGGGUCGAAGUAGGAACGGAACACAGCAAUGACUCUCCAAAACCCUUGAAGAAGAAAGUUAAGAAAGACAAGGAAAAGGCUGGGCAAGAAGAUGUGGCAGCUUCCACGCCUUCUUCUGUUAAGCCUAUGGAGAGGAAGAAGAAGAGGAAAGCUGUGGACAAGGACAGACGGCGUGCUGAAGCAGAAAACGAUGGGCCCAAGCCUGUUCAAGCGAGUGACGACACAAAAGGUGAUAUUGAAACGAGGGCUUCAUCAAUGGCCUCGCCUAGUACAAGUGGUGCUCUUCCAGAGUUCCAUAUUGGUGUUUUUAAGGACUUGGCAUCGGCUGAUGAGUCAGUAAGGGAAGCUGCGGCGAAACGAUUAGUGACGGAAUUGAAGGAAGUUCAGGAGUCUUAUGAUAGGCUUGAGAAUAAGGAGGUUGUUGAAGGUGGGUUCAAAUUGGAGGCUGAGAAGGAUGAUGGUUUAGACAACUGUGCGCCCUCUGUGAAGUAUGCUGUUCGUAGACUUAUUCGUGGUGUGUCUUCGUCAAGAGAGUGUGCGCGGCAAGGCUUUGCAUUAGGUUUAACUGUUGUAAUCGGUUCCAUCCCUAACAUCCGAGUUGAAUCUUUCUUUAAACUAGUUGUUGAUUUGUUGGAAGUAACUGCAUCAAUGAAGGGUCAGGAAGCAAGAGAUUGUCUUCUGGGGAGGUUAUUUGCUUAUGGCGCUCUGGCCCGGUCAGGAAGACUUGCGCGAGAAUGGAGUUUGGACAAAAACACUUCAUACAUUAGAGAAUUUAUCACGCUACUAAUCUCACUUGCUGCUAAAAAGCGGUACUUGCAAGAACCUGCUGUCUCAAUAAUAUUAGACUUGGUUGAAAAGCUUCAUUUUGAGGCUUUGUUACAUCAUGUCAUUGAAGCCCCAGGGCUCCGUGAGUGGUUGGAAGCUGCUAAAGAAAUUGGAAAUCCGGAUGCUUUGCUUCUAGCUUUAAAAGUUCGAGAGAAGAUUCCCAUUGACAGCUCAAUGUUUGGUGGGCUUCUGCCAAAUCCAUUUGGCUCCAGCCAGGUCUUUGCCGCUGAUCAUCUGUCCUCCCUGAGUAAUUGCUUGAAGGAAUCAACCUUCUGUCAGCCUCGAGUUCAUAGUGUUUGGCCUGCUUUGAUAAGUAUUCUUCUACCUAACGCUAUUUCCCAAGCAGAGGAUGCAGCAUCGGCUUCCAAUUCAUUAAAGAAACAAAAGAAGAGUCGAAAAUCCAGCUCUUCUGAAGAAGAACUUACCAAGAACCUUAGGGCUUUCUGUGAAAUAAUUAUUGAAGGAUCCCUUCUCUUGUCAUCCCAUGACCGCAAGCACUUAGCUUUUGAUGUUUUGCUUCUACUUCUUCAAAAGCUCUCUGCAUCAUUCAUUCCAAUUAUUCUGUCCAACAAAGUUGUUCAGUGCCUGAUGGAUAUACUAUCGACAAGAAACUCCUGGCUAUAUAAAGUUGCACAGCAUUUUCUCAAACAGCUAUCAGAAUGGGUUGGGGAUGAUGAUGUCAGAAGAGUUUCUGUUAUUGUGGCUCUUCAAAAGCACAGCAAUGGAAAAUUUGAUUGUGUCACACGGACAAAAGUUGUUAAAGAUUUAAUGUCGCACUUCAAAACAGAACCUGGUUGCAUGCUUUUUAUUCAGAACUUACUGAACCUGUUUGUGGAUGAAGGUAAUGCUCAGGAAGAACCAUCAGACCAGAGUCAAACAACAGAUGAAAACUCUGAAAUAGGUUCAUUUGAGGAAAAGGAUUCUCUUGGGACCAAUGGGAAUUCUGACUUUUUGAAGAGUUGGGUCAUAGAAUCCCUUCCAAGUAUUUUGAAAUAUUUGAAGCUGGAUCAUGAAGAGAAGCUUCGAGUGCAAAAAGAAAUCAUGAAAUUCCUUGCUGUUCAGGGUCUAUUCACUGCAUCUCUUGGCACUGAGGUGACUUCAUUUGAGUUACAGGAGAAGUUUAUGUGGCCAAAAGCUCCCACAUCAAGUGCUCUUUGUAAGAUGUGUAUUGAGCAACUUCAGAUGCUAUUGGCAAAUGCUCAAAAAGAGGAAGGCUUACGUGCAUUAGCAAAUAGUGUUGAACCAAAUGAUCUUGGUUCUUACUUCAUGAGAUUUUUCAGCACCUUACAAAACAUUCCUUCUGUUUCCCUUUUUCGGUCAUUAGAUGAUGAGGAUGAAAAGGCAAUAAAGAAUUUGCAAGAAAUGGAAGCAACAUUGUCCAGAGAGGAAAGGAGCCUUGGCCUUCAUACUUAUAUUAACAGAUUGCAUGCAUUGCGGUAUUUACUUAUUCAGUUGCUUCUGCAAGUGCUGCUUCGAUCAGGGGAAUACUCUGAAGCUGUAUCUGAACUCAUCAUAUGUUGUAAAAAGGCUUUUCCUGCUUGUGAUAUUCCUGAUAACUCAGGAGAUGAUGUGGAGGUUGGUACAGAGCCUGACUUCAUGGAUGUUCUUGUGGACACAUUACUCUCACUGCUUCCACAGUCGUCAGCUCCUAUGCGAUCUUCUAUUGAACAGGUAUUCAAAUCUUUCUGCAAUGAGGUUACUGAUGAUGGACUAAUGAGGAUGUUGCGGGUAAUUAGAAAAAGUCUAAAACCUGCUAGACAUCCAGGAGGAGAGAAUGAAGACGACGACGAUGAGGAUGACGACUUUAUCAAUAUUGAAGAUGAAGAAAUUGAUCAGGAUGAGAUGGGUGAAACAGCUGAGAGUGAUGGGCAAACAGAUGACUCAGAGGCAAUAGUGGAGGUUGAGGAAACGGGUGAUGAGCAUCCUGAAGCUUCUGAUGAUUCUGAUGAUGGUAUGGAUGAUGAUGCUAUGUUUAGAAUGGAUACAUACCUUGCCCAGAUUUUCAAGGAGAAAAAGAAUCAGGCUGGUGGGGAAACUGCUCAUUCCCAACUUGUGUUGUUCAAGCUGCGCAUCCUUUCAUUGUUGGAGAUCUUCCUUCAUGAAAAUCCAGAUAAGCCCCAGGUUCUUAUGGUGUACUCCAAUUUGGCUCAAGCUUUUGUUAAUCCGCACACAGCUGAGGUUAGUGAACAGCUUGGACAGCGUAUAUGGGGAAUCUUGCAAAAGCAAAUUUUCAAAGCAAAGGAUUAUCCAAAGGGUGACGGCGUCCAAAUAUCCACUCUUGAAUCUCUGUUGGAAAGGAAUUUGAAAUUAGCUUCAAAACCAAUUAAAAAGAAAAAGUCUGCAUCUAAUCCGUCAAAGCAAUCAGCCUCCUGGAACAGGCAGAAAAUGGUUUCUUCUCUCGCCCAAACUUCAACAUUCUGGAUUUUGAAAAUUAUUGAUUCUAGAAAGUUCUCCGAGUCUGAACUCCGGAGAAUUUAUCAAAUUUUCCAUGAAGUAUUGGCAGCAUAUUUUGAUGAUAAGAAGUCUCAAAUCAAAUCUGGAUUCUUAAAAGAAAUAUUUAAAAGAAGACCAUGGAUCGGCCAUAACUUGUUUAGCUUCCUUGUUGAGAAGUGUGGAAAUGCCAAGUCUGAUUUUCGUCGAGUUGAAGCACUUGAUUUGAUAAUAGAAAUAUUGAAGUCAUUGUCAGCAGCUGGUAAAGAUGGUGACCAGAAUGCCUCAAAAAAGAUUCUUAAGAUCAAUAUUGAUAUACUCUCUCAUCUAGUGAAAGUGUUGGUGACAAAUAUGCCAAGCAAACAAGGAAGGCGGGCAGAAGUGAGGAAGUUCUGUGUCAAGCUCUUUGAGACCUUGUCUGCAUUUAGCCUACCCAAGUCUUUUAUGAAAAAUUUGGCCCCUGAAGCUCAUGCUGCGCUUGAGUCACAACUAGGUGAGCAGUUCACUAAUUUUAAGAAGCUGGGAAAGUAAGCAAUGGAUCAAUAGGUAACAGCCUCAUUACAUUGUUUUUGCUUCUACACUGUCACAUUCGAAGUUGGAAAUGCAGCCAUUAAAAUAUCUGCUGCAGGCACCAGAAUGGUCCCACUGGUGCUCACAAAUGGUCCUGGUUUGGCCAAUUGUUAGAUGGGCGUUGGGAGAAGGGUUACAUCACCAUAUAAUAUAACCUGCCUUCAGCUAAGGGAAAUUCUUUUUGUCCAUCAUGGAAUUGGAGCAUUUUCUCUUGGUUUUCUUUUUCUUUUUUUUUCCCGAUGACUGUUUUAUUAUACAUGUUUAGUGAAGAGGUAAAAUUUUUGGCAGUUAAAUGUUAUUCUUGAAAUGUUAUUUGUUAGAAAAUAAACCUUUGGCACAUGAAGUUCUGAUAGCGCAUGCUUUUUUAUGUUUUAUAUCGUUCUGGGAAAUGAAUGAAAGAUGUUAGAUGUGGGACAAGUCCCCCGUUCUUUUUAA